CUCACGCGAUAAAAUCGUAUUAAUAUCUAAUCCAUCGCGUCUCAAAUCAACACAAAGGCGUUUGCAUCUGUAAAUAUAAACUAUAUGAAUCCGUUUCCAGCAGCUAUUGUGAACUUUAAGCCCGAUACAUGGCCAUCAGGUAUCCCAUGGCGGUUGGUCUUAACAAAGGCCAUCCAGUCACCAAAAACGUUGCCAAGCCCAAGCAGAGCCGCAGACGAGGACGUCUGACCAAACACACCAAGUUUGUGCGCGACAUGAUCCGCGAGGUGUGUGGUUUCGCACCGUACGAGAGGCGCGCUAUGGAGCUGCUCAAGGUGUCCAAGGACAAGCGUGCUCUGAAGUUCAUCAAGAAAAGGGUGGGAACUCACAUCCGCGCCAAGAGAAAGAGAGAAGAGCUCAGCAACAUUCUGGCCGCGAUGAGGAAAGCUGCUGCCAAGAAGGAGUAGCCUGUGUAAUGACAAAUAAAUGUUUGUGUAAAAACCA
Messenger RNA from Carassius gibelio (silver crucian carp), 483 nucleotides. RefSeq names its product 60S ribosomal protein L36. Gene Ontology annotation, cellular component: cytosolic large ribosomal subunit; ribosome. Gene Ontology annotation, molecular function: structural constituent of ribosome. Gene Ontology annotation, biological process: cytoplasmic translation. Bases 129 to 446 code for a protein of 105 amino acids. The transcript is spliced from 4 exons. NCBI's taxonomy places the organism in Eukaryota, Metazoa, Chordata, Actinopteri, Cypriniformes, Cyprinidae. The record is from RefSeq and is a predicted model, not a curated record.